AUGGUGAACCACAUCGCUGCAGCGACAUGUGAUACGCCUUUCAAUUUCUUGAAGAGAAAAGAACACCAAAAGAAGUCUCGUGUCACACGCUUUCCUCAAAGCUUCGUAGCCAGGACAUGGCAAACGCAAGAUCAGUCCCGUGGUGAGACCGACAUGGCAGCUAUAGCACCGCCACUAUUCUUAAAUGCAGCAUCAUCAGGAUUCUCACUGUCGGCUACUUGCCCGCCUUCUUCAUUUACUGGUAUACUUCAUCUUUCUCGGUCCUUCAAUCUGAAUCUCCCCGGUCUCUAUGUCAUCCACCCAACUGGUAACACAUCUCAAUCUCCCACAAGCUCUGCGAUAGCUGCCUGCCUCCUCCGAAAAGUCAGGGUAAGUACCGGGAACACAGUAACAAUCAAUUCACCUGUUUCUCAACACACAAGGAAAAGAACCCAAUUUUGA
Molecule: messenger RNA, 441 nt
Organism: Arabis nemorensis
Lineage: Eukaryota; Viridiplantae; Streptophyta; Magnoliopsida; Brassicales; Brassicaceae
Source: the annotation of a GenBank genome assembly